CACGAUCCGGAAGAGGACACAAACUGCACGCCUGGAGGAGAGAACGGGAAUUACAUAAUGUUCGCGAGGGCCACAUCCGGCGACAAGAGAAACAAUAAUAAAUUCAGUCCGUGUAGUCUCAAGAGUAUUAACGCUGUCCUCAACACCAAAGCCAAGAGUCUGAAGGGAUGUUUUCAA
This is a messenger RNA of Medioppia subpectinata, 177 nucleotides long. The record is from the annotation of a GenBank genome assembly. NCBI's taxonomy places the organism in Eukaryota, Metazoa, Arthropoda, Arachnida, Sarcoptiformes, Oppiidae.